UGAACAAAGAAAAGUAUAAUCUCAUGUAAGAAGAAGAAAUAAAACGGUAGGAAUUCAUUUGUUACUUACCAUUUUUGGACGAAUGAUAUUCGUUUUUUAAUUUUUAUCUUGGUCAACACAUCAUGAUAAGGCUAAAUUUUCGACUUAUCUAGCUCUGUAAACUUGCCCGAAACAACAGUGUCAAGAUGACAUCGUUUUCGCUUGGUGUAGCACUGCUGUGCAUCGUCGCUUUCGCAUUAAUCCACUACGUCUUCGGCUACUGGAAGCGCCGAGGAAUUCGACAGCUUACACCGUACUUCCCGUUUGGCAACUUCACGGAUGUCUUCUUCGGCAAGGCAUCCUUCCCGAAAGUUUGCGAAAACAUUUACGAACGCACCAAGCAAUGGCCGCUGCUUGGAGGCUAUUUCCUACUGCGACCGAUACUGUUGGUCAACGACCCGCAGCUAGCCAAAGACAUCAUGGUGCGGGACUUUCAGCACUUUCACGAUCGCGGACCGCACGUGGAUGAAGUCAACGACCCCUUGAGUGGGCAUCUGUUUGCACUAGCCGGCGAGAAGUGGAAGCACCUUCGGGCCAAGCUGACUCCGACCUUCACCAGCGGUCGACUGAAGGGCAUGUUCCAAACACUGGUCGACUCGGGCGUGGUCCUGCAGGACUACAUCCAGAAGUACGCGGAGGGCGGAGACGUUGUUGAGAUUAGGGAAAUUCUGGCACGCUACAACACAGAUAACAUUGCGUCGGUGGCAUUUGGUAUAAAAAUAGAUUCGAUCAACAAUCCCGACGAACCCUUCAGACAUGUUGGUCGUAAGGUAUUCGAACCAAACUUCCGAAACAAUAUGCGCGGCAUAAUAACGUUUAUGGUGCCGAAGCUCGGCGAGUACCUCAAAAUAAAAACCGUUGAUGACGACGUGGAAGAAUUCAUUUUACGCAUUGUUCGAGAAACACUGGAACACCGUGAAAAGAAUGGGAUCAUUCGCAAAGAUAUGAUGCAAUUGCUACUGCAGCUACGCAAUACUGGAUCCGUAUCUUAUGAUGAACGUUGGGAUGUGGAAACAUCCACCAAGUUCAAGAGUUUUACAUUGAAGGAAGUGGCGGCUCAAGCGCACGUAUUCUUCUUGGCCGGAUUCGAAACAUCCUCGACGACCAUGUCCUUCUGUCUGUACGAACUGUCCAAGAAUCCAGACACCCAACGCAAGGUUCAAGCGGAAAUAGACACCGUGAUGGCACGGCACGGCGGCAAACUGACCUAUGACAGCAUCAAUGAGAUGCACUAUCUUGAAUGUUGCAUAGACGAAACACUUCGCAAAUAUCCACCGGUUGCCGUGUUGAACCGCGAGUGCACAAAAGAAUACAAAAUUCCCAACUCGGACAUCACCAUCGAAAAGGGAACGGCUGUUGUACUUCAGGUAACCGGAAUGCAGCACGAUCCGCAGUACUAUCCGGACCCGAUGCAAUUUAAACCGGAACGGUUCGAGGAUCCGGAAGUGAAGAACAAACCUUAUUUCCCGUUCGGCGACGGGCCGAGGAUUUGCAUCGGAAUGCGAAUGGGUAAAGUGCAGACCAAGGUGGGACUGUCGUUGCUGCUGUCGAAGUUUAACUUCGAUAUCUUUGGCCACCAGGAACCGGAACUGGUGAUGGAUCCGAACAAUUUCAUUCCGACGCCGAUCGAUGGGAUUAAUUUGAAGGUUAGCGUUCGUGGAUAGAAGUUAUUGUUAAGCUGGUUUCGAAUGGUAGUUAAGGCUUUUUAGAAUAAACUGAUGAAAAUUA
Messenger RNA from Armigeres subalbatus, 1767 nucleotides. RefSeq names its product probable cytochrome P450 6d5. Gene Ontology annotation, molecular function: oxidoreductase activity, acting on paired donors, with incorporation or reduction of molecular oxygen; heme binding; monooxygenase activity. Bases 186 to 1703 code for a protein of 505 amino acids. The record is from RefSeq and is a predicted model, not a curated record. NCBI's taxonomy places the organism in Eukaryota, Metazoa, Arthropoda, Insecta, Diptera, Culicidae. The transcript has 2 exons.